This is a messenger RNA of Diatraea saccharalis (sugarcane borer), 5276 nucleotides long. Lineage: Eukaryota; Metazoa; Arthropoda; Insecta; Lepidoptera; Crambidae. The record is from the annotation of a GenBank genome assembly.
GUGUUAGCUCUCAGCAAACCUUUCAUUCUAAUAAAGACUCGACAAGGUAAACGACAGAAAAUUACGAACACUGAAAUUAUUAAUGCUGCAACACGCAGAAACGAACCUGUGCAAUAAUGCCAUUUACGAAAAGAAAAAUGAUAGAAUUUACACGGAUAUUGACUUUGAUCCUAAUUGUAUUACCAAUGGUGUCAGCGAAUGUCGACUGUGGUGGAAAAGCUUUCCACUGCGUAAAUAUAACGCAUUUCAUGAUAUGUGUGGAUUUAGGUGGAGGUGUUACAAGUACGAUAGACACUUUUGUUAUACCGUGUCCGUUAUCUACUGAGUGUCGAAGAACUAACCGUUACGAAUGUGAAUUUCCAAAGCCAGUGACAUUAGAGAAAAUUAGUGUACCCGAAGUAAAUGUGUUUCCGGCAGUCGCCACAUAUUCCGCCACAUCAAUCGAUGGCUCAUCAAGUGUAGCUGAGUUUUCACAAUAUGUGACAGGUAGUAGUGAUCCUAGUAUGACGGAACUUCCAAAAGUCGCCAUUGAUACUAAAGUAGCUAAAUCUGAUUUCUUAGAAUCAUCGACAGUCAGUGCAACAAGCACAACUGAUUUUUCUCAUAUAUUUAUAAAUAUCAAUAUUAAAAAUCAAACAGAGAGUGACCAAACUUCAACAAAUACUGAUGUGCCGUACACAACGGAAUUUUUCCAAGUUUCUACAAAUACGAGCAUAUUAAACAAUUCAUUCCAAAAUCUAGUAGAUAACAAUUUAUCAAAUAUAAACGAUUUAAAAAACAACACAGUAUAUAAUGAUAUAAACACUAUGACAGAGCAUCGGGAUUACAUAGAAAUAUCAACUGACACUAACCUAUCGAAUAGAAAUAUGACGACAUCUGAAAUUACAAAUUUAUUUUUUCAUAAUUCAACAGAUUCUGAAACGCGUAACGAAAGUGAUUAUUUACAAGACCGGGUAACUUAUAGCGAACCAAAUAAAUCGGAGCCUUUUGAAAGUUUACUCAGUACGCCAACUACAACAGAUUUUUACAAAAUACAAACUGAUAUCAUUACACAUAAUACAACUCAACGUUUAGAAGUUCCGACAGAGUCAAGCGUUCUAAUAACAUCGAUGACUCCUUUAAAACUAGCUGAUGCUAAAAUAUUAAAUACAAUUCCACAUUCUCAAACCAUAACCGAUGAAAAAAUCAGUAUAAAGACUGAACUUUUAGAAACAGAAACAGAUACAAUUACAACAAAAUCUGACAGCUUUCAAGAAAUAGCGGAAAUCAGUCUACUAGAUAUAAAUUACCAUUUUCAAACUACUACAGACACCAAUGUACUUAAUAAAACUGAACAUUAUCAGUCCCCAAAUGAUUCAUACAAUAAAAAUGAGCCUUUACUAGACUUUAAAGAUGAGGAAGUAACACAGUCUGAGAUCUCUCAAAAGUCACAGGGAAUAAGUAUAACGAGUACAAACGAGUUAUUUCAAACAACAACAGAUAACAUUGCAGUGACAAAUAAGCCAUCGUAUCAAUUCUUAUUAGAUACUAUUAUAAAUGUCGAGGUUUCAGAAAUAGCAACAGAUAGCUUAUUAAAUUUAUCAGAGAAUAUUCAAGAGUUAACUAAAGUUACUACACCGCGUAUAACUGAGUAUUUAGAAACUACGUCUAACUCCAAAGUGACGAAUGAAACUAAGCCAUAUCAAUAUUCAAUCGAUUUUACAAGAUAUAAUAAUACUGAGCCUAUAGAAAUGGCAUCAAGUACUAACAUAUCAAACAUAACAGAAAUUAAAGCUUCUCCUGGAGUCAGUGUAUUGAGUACAACUGAAAAUUUUCAAAGUUCGACAGAUACCAGUUUACCCUUUGACAAUAAGUUUCCACAACAGAAUGAGGUAAUUAACACCGACAAAGUAUUUCAAUCCUUAUCAGAUUUAAACAUAAUCGAACACAGUAUAAGCAAAGAUAUUAAAUCACCAAUAGAGAUCGAUACAACUCGGUCUACAGAAGCGUCAACAGUUUGGAAUGAAAAUAACGAUGCUGUCACAAAGCAAUUUCCAUGGCAAGAGCUUGAGAAUGUAUCAUCAACAUUAAAAAGAGUUAUUGAUCAAAUUGAAGAAACAACAACGACAAAUAUUAAUUUUGCUGAUACAACCAAUAUUGACUUUGUCACAGAAUAUAUUUUAAACAGAGAAUUAAAUCAAAAGACUACGAUACCAGCUGGUAUUAUAAAACCCACACUAGAAAAUGAAGCAGCAACGACUACAUCAACGCCAUCUUUUUAUGGAGUAACAGAUGACAAUUCAAAUUUUAAUGCAAGUAACAAGGUUGAAAUGCCUUUAUCAACUAGUCCUUUUGAUGCUUACUAUAAAGUACCAAACGGUGACAGAUUAAUAUAUACCACGGAAAAACAGUUUAGUACUUUUAGUCACGAGAUACCAACAGAAAAUUUCGUUGUAACUAAACAGACUCUAAUAAAUGACGUAAUAUCUAGUUUUGAUGAAGCAAAUAUAUUCACAAGUGAGAAGAAUUUAAGUCAAGAAAAAACUACAAAGAGUAAUAAUGUAAUUAACAUGGGGGAUGUUAACGUUUCAGGAAAUCUAAUGCUCAAUGUUAAUCAGAAAUCUAAAGAAACUGCUACUUUAAGUACAAUACAUUCAAACUCAUAUGCCACAGAAUCUUCAUUUUUCACAAAUAACCACAAAGGACACAACUUUGAAAUUAGUUCCACAAUAUCAUACACUACUGUCACUCCAUAUACAUAUGAUGACGUUACACAAAUUGAAAUUGAAAAUAUUGCUGAAAAACCACCUAUGUCGAGUAAUAAUGACAAUAUAGCAGGAAUUACUAGUACUGAGAAAUCAAAUAUUUUGGAUGUGUUAAAUAUUAAGACGUUAAGUAAUCUUAAUUAUUAUCCAUAUCUAAAUGCUAAUAACGAUUCUAUAAACCUGAUAUUCAAAAAUGAAAAUAUGUUUACAACUACGUCGUAUGAGAAUCGGACAACUGAAUUAAAUGACACUGGAAAUAUUCAAACUUCAGUUACUUCUAUUUUAGAUACCAAUUUAAAAAAUCCGACUACCAAUUUAGAAUUACUUUCAACGACCAAGGAUUUCCUUAAGCCAAAUUCAAAUACGCACGAAAAAGAGAAUAUUUCAUUUGCUACUUCAGAUACAGAAAAGUCUAUAAAAAAAUUGAACAUUAAUUCAAACUUAAGUACGCAAAUAACUUCAAUGUUCGGUAACUCAUUUUAUAUCAAUACAAUUCCGAAUACUCAGGUGACUACAAAAAAAUCUGAAUAUAUAGGAAAUAUUGAUGGUACCACUUCAAUAGGACAAUCUAGUGAUUAUAAAUCUAAUAUAGGCUAUAAAUAUGAUGUUACUGAAAGUACUGUAACCCUGAAUACUGAUGCACUUAACUACCAAACAUUGAAAGGAAGCACAGAUAAUAGUGCUAACUUUAUACUUCCACAAAUGAAUUUUAUAAAAUCUUCAACAGAAGUUUCUGAAAUAAAAAAACAAGAAAACGGUCAAGAUUUAGUUAAUAUGCAGCAUACAACUGAAAGAUUAACAGGUGAAAAAAAUGAAAAUAACUUGUUAGUCCAUAUUAUUCAAGCUACACCCAAUUUUUCUAUGUCUGGUUUUCAAACAGACAUAGAACAAAAUACUUUACCAUUAAAUAUAGACUUCACUACAUUUUUGCCACCCUUGGCAGACUUCAAACCAGGCGUCAAUGUCUCCGAAACUAAAACAUACAGCGAGGCACCAACGAAUAAAAUCUUUGACAAAUUAUUUUCAUCAGCUGAAAAUAAAUCAAAUAGUCAAAAUAACGAUCAUCAGUUAAAUGUUACCAAUUCUUAUUAUAGUAAUGUGAAUAGUACACAAUCUUUACAACACAAGAUCAAUACGGAACAAGAGAAUAAUAUAAUAUUUAAUGCUACUUAUAAAGUUCAAAUUAACCCACGGCAAAUCGUUAAUAAUAAUCCCGAUGCUAACAAGGCAGUAAAUAAGUCUACAAGCAAAUCAUAUUCAGGUCAUUUUAAUGUGAAUAGGAACACUACUUCAAAGACAUAUAUCUAUGACGUAAAUUCAAAGAAAACAACUAUAGAUCAUAUAAAAUCAUAUAAAACAAAUAACAAUAGUGAAGCAACACCUAUGAGUAACGCGCAAUCAGAACAAAAUAUACCAAGUGAUCUACCAUCACUUGGAAUUGUAAUAAAACAGCAUGGUAAAGAAUCAUUAUCUAUUGCAAAAACACCGGAACAACAACGAAAUUUAUUUGAAAAUCAUGAAAGUAAUAUAACUUUAUCAAGAAAUAUAGUCAAUAACUCUCUAAAUUCCCAAUUUCUAAAUAAUUCAGCGAUACCAUUAAAUACAAAUUUAACAAGUAAAAAAUAUAACCAAUCGAUUUCAAGAGACUCUCGCUUCAAUAUACUACAGCUAAGAGACAGUGUAGGCAAUUUAACAAAAUUACUAAAACCUAGUCGGCAGACUACCGGGAAUAACUACGAGACGAUAAAUAGAAAUACUUCGCAUAUUCCAGGAAAAAGACAAGGUAAUGUUACCAAAUUACAUUUCACCUGUAGGAACAGAAAUCGAGGGAGAUACUCUGAUGUUGAAGAUUGCAAUAUAUUCUACAUUUGUAUUGGAAAACUUGACCCUAUUAUAGGAAGAUGCCCAGCACAUACGGUUUUUAGUGACAUAAGAAAACAAUGUACUAAAAAUAUAUCACAUUGUAUUAGAGGGAGUGAAUUUAAAUGUACAAAGCCGGGGAGAUUUCUGGACAUUUUGAAAAGAAAUUUUUACUAUAUAUGCGUAAGAAAAAGAGAAAAAUUUCUUAAAUUCAAAUUCCAGUGUCUAAAUGGUUAUUAUUUAAAUGAAACGCUGGUCCAAUGUGUUAUAGAAACCCAGUCAGAAUCUCAACAUUCGAUAUCUUUUGAUAGUAAUGGUGAUUUAAGUAAUAUUAAUAAUGAAAAUACACCUAAAACAAAUAAGCGUGAAUUCUCAAAUAAAUCUCAAAAAGAAUUUAGCUGUGGUAAGGAAGGUAAGUUUGCAGAUGAAGAUGAUUGUAACAGAUACUAUGUUUGUACAAAAAAUAAAAAAUUUGAAUUUCGUAAACGUAAGAAGAAAUGUGAAAGCGAUGAAGUAUUUCAUAAAGAGAAGAAAACUUGUGUAGAUGCUGAUAGUUAUGAAUGUUGAUUGCACGUAAAUUAAUGAAUAAUAAACCAUUAUUUGUGUAUAUUUUUUUUAUAAUCAAAUUAAAUGUCCUUUGAGAAAUUAAAUCCGCUGUUUUAUUGACAAUUU